Peniophora sp. CBMAI 1063 is the source of this 567-nucleotide messenger RNA. NCBI's taxonomy places the organism in Eukaryota, Fungi, Basidiomycota, Agaricomycetes, Russulales, Peniophoraceae. The record is from the annotation of a GenBank genome assembly.
AUGCUUGCCCACGCUUGCACUACGAUCAUUGUUCUGCUGUUCAACCUGGUCCUCGUCUCGGCUUCGCCUCUCUUGCCAUCCUCCUCGAAGGAAGUUCUCGUUAAGCGUACAACGCCAGACUUCCCCGAUGAUGUCCCUUCGUGUGGUAUCUGCUCGCAGAACUACAACUCGAUCAGUAGUUGCGCAGCGGCAGUACCCGUCCUUCAGAACUUCACGACGGUCUUAUUCAAUCCAGGAGCAUUCAUCGACGUCAUCAAGUGCGCGUGUACGGACACCUUCCAAGCUGCCUACCCGCAGUGUGUUGACUGCUUUGAACGCACGAAUCAGACCGCCCUACUCAAUGACGACAAUCUCGACGGCACUCUGGAGGGCCUGCGCACCGUCUGUGGCACUGUCAGUACGACAGUGAGCAACACGACGACAACCGACAACGAGACGGUGCCCACCCUGACGCCGAGCGAGUCCUCAGCAGCGUCCCCGCUGGCCGUUGGUGGAGAGUCUUUGUCGCGUACCCAUCUUGCAAUGCUCCUUGGAGGACUCCUCUUCGGCAUAUCCUUAGUUCUAUGA